AUUCAUCUGUCGAAAUUUAGUCGAAAACCAAAAAUCAACAAAACAAUUUUAAAGAGUUGAAAAUAUAAAAAAAGUUUUCACAAAGAUGCCUGAAAUAAAAGUUAAAGAAUUUGAUCCUGAACUAUUGCCAGAUAUGCUGCCUGUCUAUUACAAACGUUUGUUUCCUCACAAGCAAUUUUAUCGUUGGCUGUCAUACAAUAAUUCAUUGCAACAUGAACUUGUUUUUGAUAUCGAUUUGACUGACUACGAUGAUGUUAGAACUUGUUGUAGUGAAGCAAACAUUUGCAAUAAAUGCUGGAAGUUCAUGUCAGUCGCUUGUAAAGUCAUCGAUGUCGCACUUCGUGAUGAUUUCGGGUUUGAACAUAUUUUGUGGGUUUUUAGUGGACGUCGAGGAAUUCAUUGUUGGGUGAGUGAUAAGCAAGCUCGCCAGUUGGAUACAAAAGGCCGUGGAGCAAUCGCUGAUUAUCUGCAAGUGUCAAUGAGUGGAGGUGAAGGAUCAACAACAAAAGUUGCACUUUACGAUAAACAACAUCACAGCAUUAAACGAGCACGAAGCAUAAUUGAACCGCUUUUUGAUGAAAUCAUUGUUGAAGAUCAAGACGCUUUUGGAACAACACAAGGAGUUGAGAAACUUCUCAAAAUGAUCCCCGAUGAGAAUUGUCGCAAAGAUCUCGAACAACAAUUGACAUCAAGUAUGAAAGAUUCCCGAACUGUUUGGAGUUCAUUUAAAGGAUACUUUGAGUCACUUAGAGUUCGAUCUCAACUUAAACCGAAGCUUAAAUAUGUUGUUGAGGAGGUUCAAAUGGCGAUGCUUUAUCCUCGUCUUGAUAUCAAUGUUAGUAAAGCAACAAAUCAUUUAUUGAAGUCGCCAUUCUGCAUUCAUCCGAAAACGGGAAAAGUUUGCGUUCCUUUCAAUCCAAAUCUUGUGCAAAAGUUCGAUCCAAUAAAUGUUCCAACGAUUAGCUUGUUACUUGAUGAAAUUAAUGAGUUUGAUGGGAAACGAAAUGAAAUUGCCGAGACGCCAGAAGACAAAAGUCGAAUUAAAGACUACAAGAAGACUUCGAUGUUCAAAGGAAUCACAAUUUUCGAGGAAUUCCUCAGAAAGCUUGAACAAAGUCUGAAGUCUCAAGCAAUCACAAUCAGCGAUAAGAAAAUGGAUUUCUAA
This is a messenger RNA of Clunio marinus, 1165 nucleotides long. Lineage: Eukaryota; Metazoa; Arthropoda; Insecta; Diptera; Chironomidae. The record is from the annotation of a GenBank genome assembly.